Messenger RNA from Pundamilia nyererei, 8811 nucleotides. It is a transcript of the gene znf608, whose product is annotated as zinc finger protein 608. Bases 384 to 4976 code for a protein of 1530 amino acids. The record is from RefSeq and is a predicted model, not a curated record. The transcript has 9 exons. Lineage: Eukaryota; Metazoa; Chordata; Actinopteri; Cichliformes; Cichlidae. Gene Ontology annotation, biological process: regulation of transcription by RNA polymerase II. Gene Ontology annotation, cellular component: nucleus.
CGAAGGAAAACAAAACCAUCUAUUCUCUCUUUGAAAAUAAACAGUAAUGUGCUACAUAUCCAUAUAUUACUGGGGCAUUUUAUUGUUGGGAUUGAAAUAAACCUUCCAAAUGUGACUUUAUGAACUUUAUUCGUAUUGUUUUUAUUAUUUUAUGAAAACACAAGUGUAGAUUUGUGAUUAUCGUGUUUUACUGUGCUGCGGGUGAUAACAGCGAGCAGCCCUGUCAGAUACUGCGAGCUGUCAUUCAGUCUGUGUGGUAGUUUGUGAAGGAGCGGGCCUGAUGCUCCGGUGCUCUCCGCCACACUGCGGCUGGCUGGCGCUCUGACAAUGACUUGCAUGCUGAUUAUUGUGGAGAUCGACAAAGGAGACAAGGAAACGAGGAGAUGAACCGUUUCCUGAGAGCUGGGGAGAAUGGAGGGCUGCUGACAGACUGCAAGGAGCUGUCACCCAACCACACCGCCGCCUUCUCCUCCUCUUCCUCCUCCUCUGUCUCCAUCACCUCCUCCUCCUCCUCCUCUUCCUUCAGUGCCGCUGGCUCAGCCGACAGACACGCGGCCCUGCCCUCGCUCCAGACCCGGACACCUGGCGGCGGCGGGUCGGAGCCGAGGAGAUCCGCGCUUAAGCGUAAAGGAGUCGGCCGGGAGGGACGGGAGGAACCGGAGGCGGCUUCGGCGGAUCACUCAUCAGCGGCUGCUGUCGUGGUGCGAGGCGGCGGAGAAGCGUGCUUCGGGAUCGGCAAGCAGCAACAGCAGCAACAGCGUCGGGAGGCUCAAGGACGCAGCGUCGCUGGAGAAGGUCUGGAGAUGAUUUCAGCGGUCAGCAGAGAGGCGGACGGUGGCGGCGGGAACGGAGUCUCCGAAGUGACCGCUCCUUCUGCGUCAUGCGCCAAAGGCAAGGAGGAGAGGAAGGGGAAGAACAUGAUCCGGGGCUGGAAGAGGGAGCGAGACAGGGAAAGGGACGCCGCUGCUCCUCCUGCCCGAACGAGGAAGGAGAAGCCCGGUGGUGAUGGCUCGUCUCCUCCUCCUCCUCCUCCUCCUCCCUCCGUCUUCCUCCCGUCGUCCGCCCUGCCCGCUCCCGAGCAUCAUCUGUGCCGCGACGGCUCCGGACACUGCCUGUGCGCCGCUCCGGACUCCAGGCUCCCGGGAGAUAUCAGCAACGUAAACAAUAACAACAAUAGUAACGGUGCCGCCGCCGUCAGCACCGGGAAAACCGCGCUGGAGUGUGGAGUUAAAACCGGCGCUAUUGUUGUGAGACGGCAGCAGGACGACACGCCGGCCGCCAAGAAGCACAGAGGAGCCGAGAAGGUGGACCCCAUGUUCACAGUCCCAGCUCCCCCAGCUCCAGGCCACCCCGGGGCCCCUGGAUGCUCGCUGCCCUCGGCCCCCUCGUUUUCCCCCCCGGCCCUGCCCACCUCAAACCCUAAGCAGCUGGCGGUGAGGACGAGGUCCAUCGGCACCAACACCCAGGAUGGAGCUGCGUCAGGGGCGCUGGAGGGUGAUUCGGCCUGCUUGGGGCCCUGCCAACCUGGGACUAGUGUCAACCUGGAGGGUAUCGUUUGGCAUGAGACAGAGGAAGGUGUGCUGGUGGUGAAUGUGACGUGGAGGAAGAGAACCUACGUGGGAACUCUGUUAGACUGCACCAAACACGACUGGGCUCCUCCAAGGUUUUGUGAAUCACCCUCCAGUGACCCUGAGUUACCAGGUGGCCGUGGCCGGGGAAAGCGUAUGCGAAUUGCCAUGGCCGAUCGACCCUGUGUAGAGCCGACCCCUGCUGCCAAAGUCCGUGGUCUGUCUCAGCACAGGAGCCGCGGAGGUGGUGUGGCCGGAACAGCUGCACCUAUCCACAGCAAAGGAAGAAGAGGCAGUCUUAACCUCAUCAACAGCAACUGCCGAGCACCUCCUUCUUUCUUCACUGUGGAGGAAGUGAAACCAGCCUCUCUCUCAUCUGGGAAGCGAAAGAACAAGCCACCAUCUGACUUGGAUCUCAGCCUGGUCUCCUCAGAUGACGUUAAAAAUGGCAAUGGGAAGAGGAUUCGUGCAAAAUCCCGAAGCGCCCCGUCCACACCACAGGGUAAAUCUGACCCAUCGUUUAUGGAUCCAGGAGGAGGCUGUGCUUCAUCACCACCACCACCCAUCCUCAUUGACUGCCCCCACCCAAACUGCACUAAGCGCUAUAAGCACAUCAAUGGCCUGCGCUACCACCAGACGCAUGCACACCUGGAGGUUGAGGAGCAGCGGAAGCCUGAACUGGAACCCAUGAAGGAUGGGGAGAGCGAAGAACGGCUAUCAGACUGCGAGGACAGCAUCAGCAACAUGACAUAUGACCUCUCAGAGACAAACAACAGCACUAAUACCAACAGCUCCUCAAAGAAAAAUGCUCCUCUGUAUAAGGUGACCACAGUGGGGUCACCUAAAAACAGACGACUUCUUCUCAGUACCGACCACAGCCCCACAGCCAACUCCAAAACCAGAAGAACCUCACUGCUAAAAGAUGGUCUAAUUGAUGACCUUAGCAAUCUGCCAAUCAUAUCUAACAUGACUGUGGUUCUGGAGAACUGCAUGGUCCCAGACAGGAACUCCUCAGUCGAGAUGCCCAAACUGGAAGCUGAAGGUUUGAUCGAGAAAAAGGGAAGUGCCUGUGAUAAGGGCAAGAAGGCCAACGGGAAGGUAGAGAAGAUGUCCAAGUCAAGGACCAACCGGCCAAUUGCUCCAGCCCCUGCUCCCCCUAAACUUAUCGCCAUACCCAACACAACAUAUCCAUCCAGCACAGCAGAUGCUGUUAACUCACAGCAGCCAUCUCCUAUGGCAGCUGUAGGCCUCACUAGUAAAAAUCUUCCUUUGAAACCCAUCAAGCCAAAGUUAAGCAUUGUUGUAGAGCCAAGCCUGGUCAAAGCUACGCUGGUCACCUGCAAGGAGACCAGGAAAAAAGAAAAGCGGAGACUUAAAGACAAACAUAACAAAGAUGCAGUGAGAACACCUAAUGGAGACAGCAGUGGAAUAAAAAUGGAUGAUGGUGUUGGGUCUAAAAUUGGGGUGAAAGAGAAUUCUGGAAGCCUUCUAAAGGAACACCUCAGCAAGCAGGAUGUAAUGAAUGGACUCAGUGAGAGCCAAGAGAGCAGGAUGGCCAGUAUUCGUGCUGAGGCCGACAAGGUCUACACCUUUACUGACAAUGCCCCCAGUCCCUCUAUUGGUAGCUCAUCACGCCUUGAUGCAAGUGGUAGUUGCCUGGGUACAGCAGACAGCAGCAGCAAGAAUAACAGUCCCGCCUACUCUGACAUCUCAGAUGCUGCAGAUGAUGGGGGAUCUUCCGAAUGUCGGUCAGAUGGAAUCAGAUCCAAGUCUGGCUCCUCAACUUCUUCCGAGGUGAGCUCCAACAGCAACCAUAGUAACUCUGGUAAAACUCCACCCACAGCAUGCACCCCGUCAUCAAAAGACCCUCAGUCCCCGUACUACCAUAGUUAUGAGCCCUACUACCUGUCAGGAUACAUGCAGUCAGAUAGGCAGAACAGCAGCAACAUGACUUUCCACAAAAGCUCAGCCCACGACUGCAAGGGGAAAGACAGAAAAGAAGAAAUGAAAGAGGAUGAUAAAAACUCCUCCCACGAGUUCUCUGAUUCCAAGAAAGGUGACGGACCACCUCAGUCUCAGCUACAGCUGGCUAUGAGUCAGACCCAGACAGCUUUGGCCCAGUCCCUAUAUUAUGGCCAGUAUUCAAGGGGACUGUACAUGGACCAAAAACUGUUAUUAUCUUCCAAAUGCUGUGACCAGACAUCCAGUGCCAAGCAGAGGGCACAGACUGUGAGAGACAGUGAGGAAGUUAAACAUGUGGUUGGGUGUUCAGCUGGUGGACCCAUGCUAGGUAAAGGUCCAGACGGUGCUAAAGGUUGCUGUCCCAAACCUGUCCUGUCCUAUGUAGAGAUGAGUGAGAGGGGAGAAAGGGGACAGAGCCUGGGCAUAAAGUCAGUGCACAGUGGCAUGGUGGACCAGCACCAGGUCUCAAUGAAAGACUGUGAUGACAUCAAGUCACCCUCCUCUUCCUCUUCUUCAUCACUCCACAACCCAAACAGUCAGACAGAUCUGGACUCAAAUGUUUCCUUUUCCAGUCCCUCAGACGGCCCCACCUGGGCUCACCGCCUCGCUCACAGCAAAUACUCAGAGCUACAGAGUCAGCAUGGGGAGGAGGCUGAGGAGGGCGAAUCAGACAGUGGAAAAGAAUGGGGAGCUACCAUGGAGCCUGCCGGAGCCAAGAUGACUUCAGGAGGAGGAGGUGGAGGAGAAAGAGGAGGAGUUGUGGGUGCAGAUGCUAAAAAAGCCAGGGUCCAUGCACCGCACGAUCUCCCGCCUGCCAUCGACACGGAGGAUUCAGACAGGCUGGAAGGGCUGGAUGAUCAGGGCCAGGAGCCAAUGGGAGGGCUGUCUGAGGAGUCACAAAGUGCCCGGGCGGCAGUUUCUCCUCCAAUGACCCCUCAGCAGCCCUACAUUCAGUACCAGCACUCCUCCUAUCAACCCUACCUGGCAAUGUGCGAGAGCAGUGGGGGCUCCUACAGAGGGGUAUCCCCAACCCUGGUCCACAAUUACCCAGGUUUUCAUUAUCCUCUGUACGGUAAGACAGCAGGCAGGGAAGAAUCGGAGGUGACACCACCCGGCAGAGGAGGAGCGGUGAGCAGCAAGCAGAGCAGCGACUCAUCCUCAUCCUCAGCCAUGGAGCUGCUGCAGCAGCAGAGCCAUCAGUAUCACGGAAAAUCACCUGCUCCUGGUGAGAAGGGAUCCCCUGAGGGAGAGAGAGAGACGGAGAGAGAGAGGAACCAUGUGUCAUUCGCCCGACACCUCCACACACACCAUCACACACACCUGGGUAUGAGCUACAAUCUGAUGUCAGGACAGUACGACAUCUACCAAGGGUUGAGCUCCAGGUCGCUGGUCUCCAGUCAGCAGGUGUCAGGGCACUCCUCAACUGACAGCGAAGGGAAGAAGUAGGACCAUGUGACCACGUCUCACAUGAGGAAUGGCAGAUUUAUCAGACAUCAAUUCCAUGGUGUUGAAUAAGCUUCGCCUCGCUGAGAGGCAGAGAACAAAAAAGAAAAAAAAAAUCAAGAAAAAAAAACUUCUUUCAUUUCUUACUAAUAAAAGAAGAACCACUUUUAUAACUCAUCACAGAGGAACUGAUGAGCUGACAGCAGGACGGGAAGCAGGACCAGGACCUGUUUGAGGACGAACUACCUGUAUAAAUCCAGAAUCACUGACUUUUAGAGCUUUUGGUUUUACAGAGUUUUGACAGAAGCAGGUGGCAUGUAUGAAACAAAACAUCCCAGAGCGCCGUGCACUCAGCCCAACCAGGGCUGUGGUACUUAACUUUAGAAAUGCACAGUUAUUGUCGUGUAUUAUGAUGAUGAUAUGACUGAAUGUAUUGAUGAUGACUUACACUUUACCACAUUAGUGUGGAUCUGUUUGUUUUUUUUAAAUGGGACAAAAACAGCAUUAGGAAGCUAAAAAGUCUAUUAUUAUCCUUAUUAUUCUCAUUAUGAUUAUUGAAGUGGAAGUCCUCCUCCCUCCAUAGUGCUGACGCUACAUUUGUAUUACUAACCUGUAACUUGAGCGUAACCAUGUUGAUUGUAUUGUCUUUAUGUGAGAGUAAACCUUCACAUUGACCUGCCCAGUGCCAUGUAGGAACCCAGUGGUGUAUAUAUUCUGUACAGAUUCAUGGCAGAGCACUAACAUGCUUUAUCGUACACUAUGUUGAUCUCCAUCAGCCGUGUAUGGGAGCAGAGGGCAGAGCGGGGACGACCGGCAGGAACAGAGCCACUGUUUAUCUCGCUGACUUCAGUUUAUCUGCAGCACAUGCGGUGAUGUCAUUGGUUAGACUGCAUACGUGAUGAAUACAAUCAGUUCGCCCCAGUUUGUGCUUCUUAUGAGUGGCAGUGUGCCUGAGGGAUGUUAGCGUCUGUGAAAUAUCUUCACACCUACUGGAUGCACUUUCAUUAUUUGCGUACAGAUAGUUUUUCAGGUGUGCUAUAUUUAGGCCACUGUUGAGUGAAGUAUAAGUAACAGAUGAUUUCUUUUGAACGCAUUGCAAAUCUACAUCACAUUCAUCUGAGCUUUGUACAUCAGAGAAGGACAUGGCCACUGUGACUUCCUUUACUUUUGAAGCUUCACCUUUACCAUUUUGGUCCCCACCAUGUUAGUCUGUUUGGAGUUCAUAUUUGGCCUCGGGAGUGGGGUGCUAAGUUAUCAGCUAGCUAGUUACAUCCAUAGACUCUAACAGUGCAAUGCACAGACACAGAUAUCUGCUAAUUAGUGCUAUAUAAGAGAAAUUUACAUAGCACUAAUUACUAACUAUAACUUAAGCACAAUUUAAUUUUAUUUGCACGAGCAUGUCCUGCGCAGCAGGUCAUACAAUGUAGAAUGUAUAUAGAGUUUUGUUAAAAAUGUUUCAAAUGGCACCAACGGCACAAACACAGUUGAGAGAUCCAGUUUAGAGACUCCGAUUAGGAGAAGAGGUGCAGGCUAGCAGACAGUGAUCAGGUACAGCUACCUGGGUUGGCACACCUGCCAGCCUUAACAAAAUCCAAAGCUGAGCAGAAAAAUUGAUUCAUCCCUUAUAGAGUUCUUAUGAAAGAGCAGAAUUAACUAAUUUUAUAGCUAAAUUUUUUGCAGGAGCAUUGAUUCAUUUUGGAGCUAGCCUCCAGCAGCUAUUAGAAAGACUGCAAUUCAACAGCAGCAUCGCAUGCAUGUUUUUGCAUGCACGAGCAAGCCAGACUGAUAAAACCAGCGAAAACAACAGUGUUUAGCAGCGGCUAUGAGUAAUAUAGAGAUCGUGUUUUCAAAAGCUGAAUUGUUUUUUGAGGCAUGCUCAGGGUCCAUCUAACUGAAGUUCUGGAGCUCGCAGUCAUGUCAAAUACAGAUUACUCUAAAAGUCUAUAAAUAGACUAAAAAAAUGCAAAUUAGAACAGUUAUAGUUUGAUCUACUGUGAAAGAUCACAUGAUAUGUGACAUGAUACGUCUAAUCUGAUGAGCUCAAGUUAAACAGCUUGGAAAGAGCAAACGUCAAGGCUUAAUGUCAAAGUGAUUUUGAAGUCAGAUGUACAGACUGGGGCUUAUAAAUUCUGUUGUUAAAAUACCUCUCUGUGAAGGAUAAGUCCAGUGAACGUUUUCCUUUCUAAUGGAAAUUAUUUACAAUAACCUCGAGGCUGUCUGAAACAUGGUAUUUUCACUCAGGUAAAAUAGUGAGUUGAUGGCAAAAAACCAAAAACAAUAACUGGCACCGAUUUGUUUAUCAAAUGGAACGACUAGAUGCAGACUGUGAACUUGGGGUUGACUUCUGUUUUCUUGUUAUUCUUUUGUUUUUUCACAUUGUGCAUUAAAUCAUUGACUUGCAUGAGAUUCUGCUCAGUUUCGAUUACAACAUUUUGCCAUCUAAACAGUUUUUAGAUGCAUACAACAGAAUAUUUUAAGAUUCUUGGGCUCUAGGAAAAAAAUAGUUGAUUUGAUUACAAUAUUUAUUUUCAAUGACACUUACAGUGAUAGAAAAGUUGCCAGAAAUAUCUAAUGAGAUCAAAUCUGCACUCAAAUAAUGAAAAGUGGAUGCACACUGGAAUGAUCCUUUUGUUGAAAUGCCCACAUUUGUAUUGUCAGUGAUGACUGUGGGGACAUACUGUAUAUGUGGAGUGCCACAAUCCUUCGCCCUGCUCGUGCUCUUGCUCCCAUGCUUUCUACAAGUUAACUAGCUCACAGCAGAGUCCCUGAUAGACACAAAGGUCUGACUUUACCAUUGGUGUUGUACCACUGCCAGCUUAAAUAAGGUUCAGUAGAUGCAUGUAUGUUUACAGAUGAUCCAAAAUUUGUUCAAAACUCACUGGAGAACUACUGUCAGAGUGAUAAUGUUUAUAUCUGGCAUAUGUGCUUAAAAAGACCAACAGUAGACCUCUAAUAGGCUGUUUCCGCAAAUAUAGUUUCAGGUUGUCAGUCAAGCAAAUAAUCCAAGGCUUAUUUCACCAGCCCUCUGAUCCAAAAGCCUCUGGAUGGUCAGCUAUUAUCAAUAGCCACCAUGUCAAGAGGAUUAUGGCUGAGAGUGAGGGCCAGUUAAUGGUUUCGAUAUCAGCUACAGACUCAGAACAGUUCCAAGUAUGACCAGUAUGAUCUCCAAAAAUUUGGAAGCACUGACUAAUGACUAUUGGUUUAGGCUAAAGACAUGAGUAGCUCAAUAUCACAGUGCUGCAGUAUGUGUAUUUGUGUGUAUUAAUUAGACAAUAGCCUUUAUAUGAAAGGUGAAUCAAAUAGAUCAAAUAUCACAGAAAAUUGGAGAUCACAAAGUAGUGACAGCCAUUAGAUUAAAUGGCCCCCUUAUAUAAUUAACAGAAUAAUCAUGUUUUAACAAAUGAGCACUCAACAAACGAUUGUGACUAUAACCUCGCCAGGAAAGUGUGCACUGGGGUUAUAACCCUACUGAACAGUAGGGGGCUUCCUUUUUGUAUAAUUGUAUUUAUUAUAAAUAACCUCUUGUGGCCCCUUGACUGACGACAUCAUCCCAGUGGUCUACCUUGUCUAUGAGUAGCUCUGCCUCACUCACAACACCUUACCUGCAUAGUAUCAGUGAUCAUUCUAUUACUUGAAUAUAGUGCUAUGAACUCUGUUUACAAGAUGCUGUCAACUUUUGGGAGACACAGUGUUGUCUUUAAAAGGCUGCUUGGUAUGUUCAAUUCAUCCACCUGGUAUAUCCAGUUAUUCACACACUGAAAACGUACAAAAACAUGAAACCUGCUGUUGCUUUUUUAUACUGUAUAUGCCUUAAUUCAUAUGUUUGGCAAUCAUGAUU